Messenger RNA from Heterobasidion irregulare TC 32-1, 576 nucleotides. RefSeq lists its product as uncharacterized. The transcript is spliced from 3 exons. The record is from RefSeq and is a predicted model, not a curated record. Bases 1 to 576 code for a protein of 191 amino acids. Lineage: Eukaryota; Fungi; Basidiomycota; Agaricomycetes; Russulales; Bondarzewiaceae.
AUGGGAGAUAAAAAGAAGCAUUGCACACAGGGCUCUCUGUUGCACAUGAUUGCAAGCCGUGGUCAUCGGGAAGGAUCCAACGAACAUGACAAAAUAGAGCUUCCUCAGCAAUCAACAUCUGUAGAUAUCAAGAGAAUUCAAAUUGGCAACACCAACAUUUAUCCAAUUGUCUUCAAGUUCCUGUGCGACUUGUGGAGUGCCCAGGUCAACCUUGUGUCGAACACAAGCAACUGGCGCGCUGGCGAGCCCUUUGUUGCAACUGCCAUGUGGUUGUACUUGCACACCCUUGUUAAUGGGACUCAUUUUGGUGCCUAUACACACCAACAAGGGAAAGGAAUAUCAUAUGCAUUCAUGGAUGAUCGCCAAGCAAUAUGUAUCCAUCAUAUCUUCCAUGUUCAACAUGACCGCCAGGACAGCAAUCUCCCUCCAUUGGUGACCACUUUGGCCAUUAUCACACGGUUCAUAAGUGAAAACCUUCCACAACUGCCGUGGUCCAAUCACCAAGUCUUGCCAGUGAAACUGACUUGGGCAUUUACACAUGGAACUUCAAAAGAUUCUCCUAGCCAGAGGUUAUAG